Messenger RNA from Mangifera indica (mango), 2209 nucleotides. Its product is annotated as LEAF RUST 10 DISEASE-RESISTANCE LOCUS RECEPTOR-LIKE PROTEIN KINASE-like 2.4. The transcript has 3 exons. NCBI's taxonomy places the organism in Eukaryota, Viridiplantae, Streptophyta, Magnoliopsida, Sapindales, Anacardiaceae. The record is from RefSeq and is a predicted model, not a curated record. Gene Ontology annotation, molecular function: ATP binding; protein kinase activity; polysaccharide binding. Gene Ontology annotation, biological process: protein phosphorylation. The coding region runs from base 90 to 2156 and encodes 688 amino acids.
CGUGGGGACAUCAAUUAAAGGUUCAAUGAUUCAUACCACAGAGGCAAAUUUUGAGUUGCUGACUCCAAACAUUACCUUCUUAAAAAAAGAUGGUACAGGAAUCUCCGUGUCCAGCUUCCUUGGCUUUCCUCCUGCUGUAUUUCAUCUCUACUACUCUCUCAACCCUCGUGCUUUCACAGAACGACACGUUGUACGAUGUCUGCUCCCCCUUCACCUGCGGUAACCUCAACUUCUCGUUCCCCUUCUACUCCUCUCUCUCCCCUCAGUGUGGUCUUCCGGGCUUUCAGAUCACCUGUGAAGAACCCGCUUCCAUUCCUAGCCUUUUGCUCUCUGACCGGCCCUAUCAAGUCAAAAAUCUCUUCAUGUCCAAAUCUGAUCGCCUCAUCACUGUGGUCGAUGCCCAACUCAUCAAAGGACUCACAACCAACUCGUGCCAAUCUCUCUACAACGUUUCCAUUCCUCAGACUAACCCCAUAGCCUCUCUCGGCCUUCCUCCGUUAUGGGGGAACGCCUACACCUUCUAUAAAUGUCCACUUGAGCUGCCUCUUUCCACGGAAUUCACCGCUAAGGCUGUUAAAAGCAUCAGCUGCCACGAGGGUUUUCAGCUUUAUCUAUGGAGAAAUGGAAGUGAGUUCGAUCCAACUUUGAUUAUUAAUCCUGGGUUGAGUACACCAAGUGAGUGUGAGGCCGUGCUAGCGUUUACUUCCAGCCCUAGUUAUAUCCUCCCCAACGGCAGUAAUGGAAGUAAUAGUCAUAAUAUGAGCAAACUCAUUGAAGAUUUAGACGAUGGGUUUCCAUUGCAGUGGCCACUACUUGACCAAUGUGAGUUUUGUCGUAACAGCAGUGGUGGACGGUGUGGAUACGACUGGAGUUUGAAGAAAUUGGUUUGUUAUGAAAAGAGCAGCAAAGUCAAGCCCGCUGGCUGGAAAAGGAAGUUGCUUAUUGCAGGUGUUGCAAUUGGAAGCUGUUUUCUAGUGCUGGGUGGAGUCUCACUAAUUUUUUUCAGAAAGAGAGUCUCAUCAUUCUUCAACUUCAGGAAAUCCCAUUCUGAAAUGAACCAACAAAAAGCUGAAGAUGGACUGAAUGUGAAGCAAUUCAUUAAAACUUAUCAAUCAUCGUUACUGACGAAUUACUCAUACCACGAUGUGAAGAAGAUGACUAAUGGAUUCGAAGAGAAACUUGGAGCUGGAGGCUAUGGCAAUGUCUACAAAGGAAAGUUCCCUGAUGGUCGUUUGGUUGCAGUCAAAAUGAUUGACAAAGCUAAUGACACAGGCCACAACUUCAUCAAUGAAGUUGCCACCAUUGGCAGGAUCCACCACUUCAAUAUCAUCAAGUUAUUAGGUUUUUGCUGUGACGGUUCCAAGAGAGCUCUUAUUUACGAGUACAUGCCCAAUGGGUCAUUGGGGGACUGGUUAUCUCGAGAAGCUAAUCUCUCAUUAGGCUUGGUAAAGCUCUUUGAAAUUGCCUUGGCAGUUGCUCAUGCAAUUGAGUAUCUGCACCAUGGUUGCGAAUUGCGGAUCCUGCAUCUUGAUAUAAAGCCUCAAAAUGUUCUUCUAGAUCAGAAUUUCAACCCCAAGAUUUCGGAUUUUGGAUUGGCCAAAGUUCAUUCACGAAACAAAAGUGUUGUAACAAUGACAGGUGCUCUAGGAACUAUUGGUUACAUUGCUCCUGAAAUUUUCCUGAGAAAUCUUGGAAAUCCAUCGCAUAAAUCUGAUGUUUACAGCUAUGGGAUGUUAAUGUUAGAGAUGGUUGGUGGAAGGAACCAUCUUGAGCGCACAAUGAAUACUUCCAGCUCCGAAGCAUACUUUCCUGACAGGAUUUAUAACAAUCUCAUUGAGGACCAGAGUAACCUGAAGCAUGAUAUAGAAAUUUCCCUGGUAGAAGAAGAAGAAGCAGCUUGUAUAGCUAGGAAAAUGGCUAUGGUGGGAUUGUGGUGCAUUCAGAUAAAUCCUAGAGAUCGUCCUUCGAUGACAAAGGUGCUGGAAAUGUUUUCAGGAAACAUAGAAACAAUUCCAGUGCCUCCAAAGCCUUUCUUCUUAUCUCCUCCUCCUGUAGAGAGAAAUCAUAUUGAAACGAUCACUUCCACUGAAAGUGAUGCCAGUGAGUUGCCUCUCACUUACAGUAAUAGUCAUGAAAUUUGCAAUUCAGAAACAUGAAAAUAUAAUCUCAUUAUUUAAGAUUUAACCGUGUUUUGUACUAUUUUAAUUAA